UUCCAGCCCACAGCGCCCGGUCAUGGGGUGCAGCGCGAGCCAGGCGGCGCCGGCGUCGGCCGCCCGCGGCGCUCCGCGGACCCCGGCCGGCGGCGGCAGCGCGGCGGGCGCGGGCGAGGAGCAGGCGAUGGUCCCCGCCGAGCCGCCAAAGUGCUGGAAUGGUUGCGUCAUGGUGCCCGUGGGCCAGACGCCCUACGCCGAAAGGCACUACUCGUGCAGCCGGUGCGGCGGCAGAUCGAGCUGCGGCCACCUGGGCGGCGACAAAACCAGGCGCUGGAGGUGCCACAAGUGCGGCCAGGACCUCUGCUUCCAGUGCCACCCGGACAGGCGCCUCGCCCACGAGGAGGCCGCCGCGCCAGAGCCCGACCCCCUCACCCGGUGCACCACCGUGGAGAUCAAGAGGACGCUCGACAGGCAGCUCCAGGAGCUCGGGGGGUGCCCCGCGCUGGCCGCCGGGGCAGCCGCGCCCAGCGUCAGCGAUCCCGCAGGGCUGCAGUGCAGCAGGCCCGGGGCGGACUCCGAGGACGAGUUCCUCCGCAGGUGCCACGCGGCCCUCCGAGGGCAGAUCGCCGCGGGGGGCGUCGGCUCGCCAGAGGUGCCCGGCUCCCCGCGUUCGUGUGCGUGGCCCUCGCCGGCCUCGCCGACGCUGCUGCAGGGGCGGGCGCCGGCGCUGGGCAAGGCCUCCGAGCCAGGAGCGCCCGCCUCGCCGCACGGCGCGUGCUCUCCGGAUGCAGAGAUCGCGCGGGUCGAGGCGGAGCUGAAGCGGAGGACCCUGGAGGUGCAGAGGAUCCUGCAGGGCCACGCCGAGGCCUUCGAGGGCGGCGCCUGGCCCGUCCGCCUGGCCCUGGGCAGCGGCGGGGAUCGGACGAGCGCGUGGCGGCCGUCCCCGAGAUCUCCAGCGCCCCUCGGGGGGACGGCUGCGUGAGGUGCACCUGCCUGGCGUGAGGGGCGUGCGGUCGCGGAGCAGGAAAAGGUCCGCGCAGAUGUAUCUCCGGCCAGCGCUGGACACCGCCCUCCCGCCGGCGGUGGUCGCCCCUGGCGCGCUUCCAGCGCCAGGGUCGCUAUGAGUCAUGUAUCGUUGAACCGACCCCUAUCCUUUGUGGGCCCCAGAAGCGGCAGGGCCGAUUUCCACCGCUUCCCC
Molecule: messenger RNA, 1141 nt
Organism: Prorocentrum cordatum
Lineage: Eukaryota; Dinophyceae; Prorocentrales; Prorocentraceae
Source: the annotation of a GenBank genome assembly